Pseudomassariella vexata is the source of this 1959-nucleotide messenger RNA. Its product is annotated as heat shock protein. Bases 1 to 1959 code for a protein of 652 amino acids. Gene Ontology annotation, biological process: vesicle-mediated transport; protein refolding; cellular response to unfolded protein. Gene Ontology annotation, molecular function: heat shock protein binding; ATP-dependent protein folding chaperone; misfolded protein binding. The record is from RefSeq and is a predicted model, not a curated record. NCBI's taxonomy places the organism in Eukaryota, Fungi, Ascomycota, Sordariomycetes, Amphisphaeriales, Pseudomassariaceae. The transcript is spliced from 2 exons. Gene Ontology annotation, cellular component: plasma membrane; cytoplasm; cytosol.
AUGGUCGCCGCUGUCGGUAUCGAUCUGGGCACGACCUACUCUUGUGUAGGCGUGUACCGUGAUGACAGAAUUGAAAUCAUUGCCAACGACCAAGGCAACCGUACCACACCCUCCUUCGUCGCUUUCACCGACACGGAGCGUCUGAUCGGAGAUGCCGCCAAGAACCAAGUCGCCAUGAACCCGUCAAACACGGUCUUCGAUGCUAAGCGUCUGAUCGGCCGCAAGUUCGCCGACCAGGAGGUCCAGGCCGACAUGAAGCACUUCCCCUUCAAGGUUAUCGACAAGGGCUCUAAGCCUGUGAUCGAGGUCGAAUACAAGGGAGAGACUAAGCAGUUCACACCCGAGGAGAUUUCCUCUAUGGUGCUGAUCAAGAUGCGCGAGACUGCCGAGGCAUAUCUUGGUGGCACUGUCAACAACGCCGUCAUCACUGUCCCUGCUUACUUCAACGAUUCCCAGCGUCAAGCUACCAAGGAUGCGGGUCUCAUCUCGGGCCUGAAUGUUCUCCGAAUUAUCAACGAACCCACCGCCGCUGCCAUUGCCUACGGUCUCGACAAGAAGGUCGAGGGUGAGCGAAACGUCCUUAUCUUCGACUUGGGUGGUGGUACCUUCGAUGUCUCGCUCCUGACCAUUGAGGAGGGUAUCUUCGAGGUUAAGUCCACUGCCGGUGACACUCACUUGGGUGGUGAGGACUUCGACAACCGUCUCGUUAACCACUUUGUCAACGAGUUCAAGCGUAAACACAAGAAGGAUCUAUCCUCCAACGCACGUGCUCUCCGCCGUCUCCGCACUGCUUGCGAGCGAGCCAAGCGCACUCUUUCCUCGUCGGCUCAGACCUCAAUUGAGAUCGACUCGUUGUUCGAAGGUGUGGACUUCUACACUUCCAUCACGCGUGCCCGAUUUGAGGAGCUGUGCCAGGACCUCUUCCGAUCCACCCUCCAGCCUGUUGAUCGCGUCUUGGCCGAUGCCAAGAUUGACAAGUCCCAAGUCCACGAGAUCGUCCUGGUCGGUGGUUCCACGCGUAUUCCCCGUGUCCAGAAGCUUAUCACCGACUACUUCAACGGCAAGGAGCCCAACAAGUCCAUCAACCCCGAUGAGGCUGUUGCCUAUGGUGCUGCCGUCCAAGCUGCUAUCCUUAGUGGAGAUACUAGCUCCAAGUCGACCAACGAGAUUCUGCUUCUCGAUGUUGCGCCGCUGUCUCUCGGUAUCGAGACCGCUGGUGGCAUGAUGACCAAGCUCAUUCCCCGCAACACCACCAUCCCCACCAAGAAGUCCGAGGUUUUCUCUACCUUCUCCGACAACCAGCCCGGUGUGCUCAUUCAGGUCUACGAGGGUGAGCGUCAACGCACCAAGGACAACAACCUUAUGGGUAAAUUUGAGCUUACCGGUAUCCCGCCUGCGCCUCGUGGUGUGCCUCAAAUUGAGGUUACAUUCGAUCUUGAUGCCAACGGUAUCAUGAACGUUUCCGCUGUCGAGAAGGGCACCGGAAAGUCCAACAAGAUUGUCAUCACUAACGACAAGGGCCGCCUGUCCAAGGAGGAGAUUGAGCGCAUGCUUUCAGAGGCUGAGAAGUACAAGGAGGAGGAUGAGGCUGAGGGUCGCCGUAUCGCGGCCAAGAACGGUCUCGAGUCAUAUGCCUACUCUCUGCGAAACACUCUUGCAGACUCCAAGGUCGACGAGAAGCUUGACGCUGCCGACAAGGAGACCCUCAAGACCGAGAUUGACAAGGUCGUUGCUUGGUUGGACGAGUCCCAGCAAGCCACUCGUGAGGAGUACGAGGAGCACCAAAAGGAGUUGGAGGCUAUUGCCAACCCCAUCAUGAUGAAGUUCUACGGUUCCGCAGGCGCCCCAGGUGGUAUGCCAGGUGGCAUGCCCGGUGGCGCUGGUGGAUUCCCGGGCGCCGGUGCCGGUGGUCCCCCUGGGGCUUCGGACGAUGGCCCGACUGUCGAGGAGGUCGACUAA